ACUUCUUAGUCAAGCAAGCGAUUGUUCUUACCCUGCCUGAAGAGUCCAGUAUUGGCACUAACCCCCCGAUCGCUCUCCACAGAAACCCUAGAAGGGUUUUAGGAUUUUUCAAUUCAAUACUCUCUCUCUAUAUCAAUCCUUCAACAAUGGCAGAACAGAACGUGAACAAUGAAGGCGCCAAUGGAUCAGAGAAGCUCACCCUUGUCGUCCGGAAGCCCUAUUUCGGACUACCUACUGCCUGCCCGAUUUGCUUGCCUGCCUACAUUUAUCUCAAAUUCGCCAAUGUCCGUUUUGAUGUAGACUUCAAUCUCGUCUAUCCCGAUUCAGAUCAAAUACCUUUUGCAGAAUAUGGUAGCUAUGUGGCCUACAACAAUGAGAAAGGUGGAGUUAUUCAGUGUUUGAAGAAUGAUGGCAUUGUUGAUUUGGACUCUAAUGUCUCGCUAAUCCCUGAUUGGGUAUCAACAAAAGCGAUGGUGGAAUCAUGGCUUGCGGAAGCUGUGAUGUAUGAACUUUGGGUGGAUCCUGAUGGAAGUUCAGCACACAAGAUAUAUUUUUCAGAUCUCCCAUGGCCAAUAGGAAAGCUUUUAUACUUGAAGAAAGUUUAUAAGGUGAAGCAGCUGCUUGGGAUAAGCAAAGAAAACUGUGAGAGAAGAAAAGAGGAGAUCUAUACCAGAGCAGCUACUGCUUAUCGUGCUUUAUCAACUAAGUUAGGCGAGCAAUCUUUUUUCUUUGAGGACAGGCCUACAAGUUUGGAUGCUGAAUUUCUCGGUCAUGUGCUUUUUACUCUCUAUGCAUUGCCUGAGACAUCAUCGCUGCGAAGUAAGCUGUUGGAGCAUGCAAAUCUUGUAAAUUACGCAGAAUCUCACAAGCUAGGUUUCAUAGAUGCUGCCCCCCAGUCCCAGUCUGAUCCCUCCUCCUCAGCUCCUAAGAGAGGUCCUUCAAGUUUUAGUAAGUUGCCCUUCACUUAGUUUUUUGUUUUUAUUUUCUUGUACAUAUUUCCUUAGUUAUGUAAAAGGAUUAUUGUUUACAAGGCUCGUUCUGCGCUGCCUCCUUAUUACUGAUUUUCGUUACUAGAUAAAUAAAUUAUUCUGUCAGUGUUGAUUUUGGAUUCGAUCAUUUGAAUUGUGUACCUGUGGUUGUAUGAAAUAGCUUCAUAUUGGGAUUCUUUCCUCCUGUUUUUCUCGCCCAUUAAGACAGAAAUGCCUUAUUUCUGUAUGAGAUUCUCAAUUUUGCUGAAAUCUUAUUCAUGUGGCAUUCGUUAUGAAAAUAGACCUAACUGCUUAAAUCGGGUUAUGCUGUCUGUAUUGGCCUUCAUUUCUUCUGCAGUAAUGGAGGAAAGCUCAUUAAGUUCAUCUCAUGAUUUAGUUUUUAGAUGUAAAAUGCUUGGAAGAUUGUAUUUUUGUCGGGGUUUUGUUGUUUGGGGUUGGGGGGUGCGUGGCUGUUUGAGUGGAUUUGUCACAAGCCGGGGGAUUGACAGUUGAAAUCUUUGCGGGAUCCAUUUUCUUGAAAAAGAACCGCGUCUUUGACUUUCCUAUUUAGCGUUACCCCAGCUUUAAUUAUUGAGGUUUUGGAUGAUCACGUAGAUAUGCUUGAUUACUGUUUGAUAUUCUGAUGAAAAUGCCCGUAAAAUGUUUCUGACAUCUGCACUAUAAUUAUAAGCCCACUGUUAAAAGUUUUCUUUUGAAUGACAACAUUGAAUUCAAUCUUAUGGGCAACUAGAAUGAAAGCUUAACUGAAUGGUGAUGCAUUUAAGGCAUGAUAAUUCAUUUUGAUAGGAAUAUUCACUAAGCUCCAAACAGGAUCUUGAGGUGAAAAUCUUCUCGGCAACCCUUUCUCUCCUGCUUAUUAGUUGUAUGACGAUUAUGUUUUUAUUUGAUUUGAUCUUUUUGGUGUGAUGAAAAGCUUUUAGGGAAGCCCCCAUAGUCCGUCUCCUAUCUCCAUUCCUACAUCUCUUGUGAUUUUUCUGUGUUAUAAAACUGCUAGUUGCCUGCAGUCAGAAACAAGAUAUAUUACGAAGAUGAUAUCUGAGAGAGAGCUGAACACACGUGUUAGAUAUGAAUUUGCCAAAAAUUUGCCAUUGGGAGACUAUUGGUGAUGGUUUUUAGAGUGAUAUUCAGGGUAAAAAUUAAUGAAUGUUGUGAAAUCUAAUACAAGGGGUCUCUAGUGCUUGAGUUUAUUAAUCUUCCCGACACAUUUUUUGCAUAUGGUCCUUUACAGCCUGUUUUCAAGUCAUUAAGUUGUACCAAGAUUGAAAAGUAAAUUCUUCCUGAACUUUCUCACCUGUUAUAAGUGUAUGCACGUUGCUGAUGCUGUUCCUUUUGUUUAUCGCAGAAUCAAAUCCCAAGCCAAAACCUAAGAGAGAAAAGACAGAGGAAGAGAAAAAGUUCCGUAGGAGAGCUAAGUACUUUCUGGUAACCCAAUUAGUUGCAGUAUUGGUCUUCCUCUCCCUUCUUGGUAGGCCUGAUGACGUUGAUGUAGAAAUUGAGGAUGGUGAUGAAGGAUAUGAUUACGAUUAACGGAGUGAGCUGUUUUGGUUGAUUCAUGCUGUCUGUCUAUAGGACAUGGGUUUACUUGGGUAGGUGCCGCCGGUCAAACAACCAUUUUCGUUAAUAAUAUUACUUUUUUUUGUCCCUUCCAUCUCUGUUUUGGAAAAUUUCUUGUAUAUUCAUCGAUCGAGGGCAAGGAGCCGUUUGUUUUAUCAUCUGAAAACGGAUUCAGGAAACUAAUUUGAAUGCUAACGGAUUGUAUUCGAAUUCUGAUGGACAACGGUUCUAGAAUCAAUAAUAUAAUCAUUUGCUGUAAAAUGAUUCUGUUUUUCCAAACUUUCAGGUUUAUUCAGUGCUUGGCCAAAUCGGUUUUAGUGACAGAUGC
Messenger RNA from Oldenlandia corymbosa var. corymbosa, 2871 nucleotides. The record is from the annotation of a GenBank genome assembly. NCBI's taxonomy places the organism in Eukaryota, Viridiplantae, Streptophyta, Magnoliopsida, Gentianales, Rubiaceae.